AUGCGGGCACAUCAAACGGUGCAACGCGUGAAAUCAUCGCAAUAUCGAUUUCGAGCGAAACUCUCGCUGAUCGAGCAUCUUCCUCAUAAAGACAAGCGAGCGAUCAACGCAACUGCUUAUCGAUUAUCGCCUUGUUUCACCCCGGAGAAAGAUGAGCGCUCGGAGUGGAGUUUUGUGACGGCCACUUUGUAUGGAUUUGGAAUUGUGACGACUUUGGGCUACAAUCGAAUAGCCCCAAUCACUCAAGCGGGUCGAAUUUUCUGCAUCGCUUACGGGAUUUGCGGGAUUCCGAUUACGAUGAUCAUCAUCGCUAAUGUCGGUCAAUAUCUCAAUCAAUUUGCCGGUGAUUCAAGAAGAAUGCUCGAAGAGUAUCGACAACGGCGCAGAAUGUCAAAGGCUUCGUUGAGUGGUGAAGAAUAUAAAGAAUCUUCAAUUCAAGUGACCUCGCUAGUUCUGUUAAUUGUCUUCUUGUUAUAUGUGGCUCUUGGAGCUCUGUUGUUGCCAGCUUUGAAUGGCCAGGUCGAUUUCCUAAACGGGCUUUACUACAAUUUUCUGUGUUUGACCGCGAUCGAUUUCGGGCAACUCGUCCCAUCAAAAGUGGUAUUUCUCCCAAUCACUUUCCUCUACGUUUGUCUAGGACUUGCUAUCACAACCAUUGCUAUUGGUAAAUAUUGGCUCGGAGUACAUGAAAAAGUUGCAUUAUCUUGGGAAAAGAUGAAAGACGCCGCGCAGACAAAGAUCUGGUUUGGUGGAAAGGCAAUGAAAGUGAAAGAUUUGCUGCACGCGGUCGGCAAAAAAUGUGGCAUCGAUCCGUCAGCGAUCGAUGCUUUGGAUUUGGAGAAUGUUGUUGAGCGAACUAUUGCUAUUGCGGAAGGCAAAGAACCACCACCGGAUAUUAAUGAGGAUGAGGAGGGAGCCACCAAU
This is a messenger RNA of Mesorhabditis belari, 924 nucleotides long. The record is from the annotation of a GenBank genome assembly. NCBI's taxonomy places the organism in Eukaryota, Metazoa, Nematoda, Chromadorea, Rhabditida, Rhabditidae.